AUGGCAACCCAAUACAACAAUGAACUGAAAUGUGUUAGCGUAGAGUGGGACUUCCUUCAAGGACUGCUCGUAAAGAACCAACCAGUCCCUUGUCUACAAGCCCUCCGGAAGGAGAAAUCUCGCAAUGCUGCUCGCUUUCGCCGGGGCAAAGAAAACUUUGAGUUUUACGAAUUGGCGAAGAUGCUUCCACUCCCGGGAGCCAUCACGAGCCAACUGGACAAAGCUUCCAUCAUCCGGCUGACGAUCAGCUACCUCCGGAUGAGGGACUUUGCCAAUCUGGGGGAUCCCCCUUGGAACUUGAGGAUCGAGGGGCCCCCGCCCAACAUCUCCGUAAAAGCAAUAGGAACCCAACAGAGGGGAAGCCCCACUUCCUUGGCCAUUGAGCUAUUUGAACAGCACUUAGGUGGACACAUCCUGCAGUCCUUGGAUGGCUUUAUUUUUGCACUAAAUCGAGAAGGGAAAUUCUUAUACAUCUCCGAAACUGUCUCCAUCUACUUGGGACUGUCACAGGUGGAGCUGACAGGCAGCAGCAUCUUCGAUUACAUUCACCCCGGGGAUCACGUGGAGGUGGCAGAGCAGCUGGGACUGAAACUGCCCACCGGCCGAGGGCACAGCUCGCAAACCUCCAACGAGGAUGGGGCAAGUUCGACGUCUUCCUCCUCAUUGGCUGAGACGCCCGACCCAGUCUAUUCGGGCAGUCCUGGUCUCCUGGGCGAUGAUAACAUGUUGGAGCGAACUUUCUUCAUCCGCAUGAAGUCAACACUGACAAAGCGAGGGGUUCACGUAAAAUCUUCAGGAUACAAGGUUAUUCAUGUCACAGGGCGCUUGCGAUCUCGGAUUUCGCUGCCUCACACUCGCGCUGUUCCCACCGGCUUCAUGGGGAUGGUGGCUCUCGCCCACACUCUCCCUCCUUCCACCAUUAAUGAGGUCCGGAUCGAGUGCCACAUGUUUGUAUCCAGGGUCAGCCUGGACCUGCAGAUCAUCUACUGUGAGAACAGAAUCUCUGAUUACAUGGACCUGUCCACCACAGAUGUAGUGGGAAAAAACUGUUAUCACUUCAUUCACGCUGAGGAUGUUGAAGGAAUCAGGCACAGUCACCUGGACUUGUUAAACAAGGGUCAGGUGGUUACCAAGUAUUACCGCUGGAUGCAGAAGAACGGGGGCUACAUGUGGGUGCAAUCGAGUGCUACGAUCUCCAUCAACGUCAAGAAUGGAAAUGAGAAGAACAUCAUCUGGGUCAACCAUGUACUGAGCAAGCCAGAGCACCGAGAUACUCCGAUGGACAUCUCUCAACUCCCGUUGUCAGCCAUCAAAUCUUCCAAGCAACUGGAGUUAUCGGAUUCAGAGUCCGAUUCCCGGGAACACUUAGAGAGGGACAAUCCCAAGGACGCGGGGAGGCGAAGCAGCUACGAGAAGGUGGCGGGGCCGCGGCCGGAGGACUGGAAGCGGUCGGCCACUCAGUCGGAGGAGGAGAUGACCUCGGCCAAGGACGACAGCGACUCCAGCCUCCCCGACGACUCGGACAGCGAGGGGCCGAGCGCCGGCCGCAAGAGCUUCGUCCUGUCCAAGGUCAAGCGCAUGAAGGUCGAAGGUCACGGCGAGGGCCGGCCGGCUCGCGAGGCCCGAGGCGCCACCCCCGGCGGCGUUGAUGGCGGCGGCGGCGGCGGAGGAGGAGGAGGAGGCGACACGGACAGCUCGGAGGACGAGAGCAGCGGCGGCGGCGGCCUGCCCAGCAAACACCAGUACCUGAAGCGCAAGAAGAAGCCCCGGGACGGCUCCGCCGCGCGCGCCAAAUCUUCGGACUCGCCCAGCCCCAGUGCUUCCGAUUUUGGCGGCGGGCGGGCCGCCUCCAAUCCCGCCUCCGACCGCAUCUCCCCGCUGAAGAUCAAGACCGAGGUCAUCCAGCCCAUCAACUUCGACAACAACAGCACCAUCUGGAACUACCCGCCCAACCGGGAGGUCAUGAGGAGCGAGCUGCCCUACCGCCUGGCCAAGGCCUCGGCCUCGGAGCCCUUCCACCCCGCGGCGCCGCCGCCCACCGCCCUCCACGUCGCCAUCCCGGACUCGGUGCUGACCCCGCCGGGCGCCGACGCCGCCAACAACAACAACAACAACGGCGGCCAGAAGACCCCCUUCAGCGCCUCCCCCCGCGCCGUCCUGGGCGGCACCUCGGACGCCCUGUCGCCGCCGCUCUCGGGCUCCCCCCGCGACGACAAGGCGCAGGCGCAGGCCCAGGCGCAGGCGCCGGUGGUCUACACCAGCGAGCUGGAGAUGGUGCAGCGGCUGCACGCCGGCAACAUGGUGCUGCCGCUGGUCCACCCCAUGGGCGGCGCUGUCGUGGGCGGCGGCGGCGGCGGCGGCGGUGGGGGCGCCGCCCACCCCCCGGCCCUCGCCAGCGCCAGCGCCCCGCAGAGCCUCUACACCACCAGCACCAUCCGCUACGCCCCGGCCGACGUCACCCUGGCCAUGCAGGGCAACCUGCUGCCCGCCGCCGCCGCCGCCGCCCACGCCCUCAACUUCGUCGACCUCAACGCCUCGAGCUUCGGGGCCGACUCCAAGGCCCAGGUGGAGAUGAUCUACCACCACGUCCAGCGGCUCAACAUGGCCGGGCCCUUCGCCGGCCCCGCCGGGCCCGUCGGCUUGACCCAGGUGCCGGCGGGCAGCGUCUUCACCACGGCCGAGGCCCUGUUGUCCACCCUCCCCUUCCCCAUGAACACGGGCAGCAUCCACGCCCCACAGACUCUGGAACGCAAGGAAGACUGACCAUUGGCUUCCACACCCUGGGCCACCUCUCCUGAGCGGGAAGGGAGAACCUCUUACACUCUGUUCUGGCUCAAAGUUGCCCCUCUCUUUUGCUUUUGAGACGAUGGACCUUG
Carcharodon carcharias (great white shark) is the source of this 2876-nucleotide messenger RNA. It is a transcript of the gene npas1, whose product is annotated as neuronal PAS domain protein 1. The record is from RefSeq and is a predicted model, not a curated record. The transcript has 12 exons. Gene Ontology annotation, biological process: regulation of transcription by RNA polymerase II. Gene Ontology annotation, molecular function: DNA-binding transcription factor activity, RNA polymerase II-specific; protein dimerization activity; RNA polymerase II transcription regulatory region sequence-specific DNA binding. Lineage: Eukaryota; Metazoa; Chordata; Chondrichthyes; Lamniformes; Lamnidae. Bases 1 to 2763 code for a protein of 920 amino acids.